Molecule: messenger RNA, 1939 nt
Organism: Scomber japonicus (chub mackerel)
Lineage: Eukaryota; Metazoa; Chordata; Actinopteri; Scombriformes; Scombridae
Product: neuroblast differentiation-associated protein AHNAK-like
Exons: 7
Coding region: 431-1939 (502 amino acids)
Biological process (GO): regulation of RNA splicing
Cellular component (GO): costamere; nucleus; cytoplasm
Molecular function (GO): protein binding
Source: RefSeq, a predicted model, not a curated record
UUUCCAAAGCAGGAGCCCUACCCAGCUCUCUGUCCAAGCACUCUGCUCAGCCCAGAGGAGCAGCCACACAGAAAAAAAAAAGUUAAAAUCAACUCAGAGCUGAGGAGGGAGGGAGAGAGUUGUGAGAAAACGCCCUGGAAACUCGGUUGAUCGAGAAAUAGGAAAAGAGUGACAGAAUCCUAUCAGACUGCAAAGUUGCGACUGGAAGAAGUGCUUUUCUUGGGCUGAGGAGAAGGGGAGAGGACAUGUUUUUGAGGAUGCUCAAGCUGGUGUGAGGCUUCUUGGGCGCAGGAAAGAUUCCGCGCAGAAGUCAAGAAUACGAAAAACAAAACAUCAGACUGAAGCCCUUGGCUUUGCUUGAGCAAUCCAAAGAAAACCAAGGCAGAGUGUCCAUCACACCAGGGCUUGAAUAGAGGGAAACAAAAUCAAGAUGGCUGAAGAGGAGGAAACUAGGGAGGUGCUCUUUCCAGAUUGGGAGGGUCCGGACAAAACUGGCUUGACCAUUGAACAGACAAGGGAAGGCGAGAUCUUUGUUAAGGAGGUGAAAGGAGAGUCACCUGCAGCACGGUCUGGAAAAGUAUAUGAAGGUGACCAGAUUGUGGGCGCUACUAUCUACUUUGAUAACAUGAGCUCAACAGAAACAGCUGAGCUACUGAAGACAUUGAACCGUCACAAGGUUGGACUGAAACUACAAAACAAAGGAGACAAAUCUCCUUACUGCUCACCCCUGAGCACACCAUGUCGUUCACCAAUGGGCACCCUGACCUGGGAAGGGAAGACCCGAUUUGGAGGUUCCAGUCCAGACAUUAUCCUUAGUGGGGAUGAUGAGGACUAUAAGAGAAUAUACACAAAAAAGAUAAAACCAAGGCUGAAGUCUGAAGAUCUUGCAGAGGGAGUAGAUGUGCGCACAGAGCGGCAUAGCAGCACAAGCAGCGAUGGCAGCACAAUUACCACCAUCACUCGCCGCAUCACUACCUACACUGUCGAUAUGCCGAGUGGCAUAAGUGAGCAACUUGAACUUUCAAGCUCAGAGCUCAAGGGGCUAAGGCACGAAUCUGGGGAUGGCUCUCCUCAUAGCCCUUCAGGUAAUGUGGGAACAGAAGAGGGAGUUUUUGACUCAAGCAGUGUCUCUUAUACAGGGCCACAACUUAGCUCCACAGAGACCCGCUGGGGCACAAGGGGAGUUCAAACCACAACAAUUACCGGAGAUGUAGAAAGAGAAAGUGGUCUUAGAUUUAAAGGACCUAACUUUGGAGUAACAGGAGGCAAAGGCCAGGGAGGCUUUGAGAUCUCAAGAGGGAGUGGAGAGCAUGGAGAUGGAAGCAUUCAGGUAUCAGAAACAAGCAUGGCACUAAGAGACAGCACAACUACUGGUAGUAGACAUGUUACAAAAGGAGAGUUGGGAGGUGCAGAGGCAAUCUCAACUGAUGAGAAUGGAGGAUCAGUCGGUCUGGGAGGUGUUAGAAUAGGAGGAUCAAAAGCAACAUUAGGCUAUGUUACCUCAGGGUAUUCCUCAGGGUCAGGCAAGAUUUCAGUGGCAGGUAUGGAUGUGAAUCUUACAGGUUCAAAGUUGAAAAGUGAGGUUGAUGUCAACCUGCCAAGCUCAAAGGGAGGAAUAAAAACAUCAGGAAUAGACACUGAAACUGACAGCACUGUAAAAAUGUCAACAAUCAAGAUGCCUGCAUUUGGAAUGACAGGAGUCAAGAAAGAGGGAACAAGUGUUGAAGUUAAACUCAGUAGUGAUGCAGAUAUGUCAGUACCGUUGACAUAUGAAGAGGUGCAAAAACCUGAAAUAGACAUCAAAGGCACACAUAUGAUAAUUAAAGGUCCUAGUGCUAACAUUGAAGGACCAGCUAUCAAUGUAAGACGCCUGGAGGCUGACAGUGACAUCAAAACAUCUGAAAUAAACUCGAGCAUUCAAGCCAAGAUAGAGAUGUAA